AUCACAAAAUGGCGGAAUUUUCAACUCAAAGUAAAGUGAAGAUUCGCGAGAUUGUACAACUAGAAAUUGAAAUAACAGCUUUAAUUCAAGAAACGGCAAAUAUCACUGAAUCACAGGAUGAACUAAAUCAAGUGAAUACCAAAGUUAAGAAGUUGAUUCAAAGUUUACGAAGAAAACUUGAGGAGUUAAAGCAAAUAGGUGAAGAACAAGAUAAAGAAAGCAGUCAUGUUAAAAUUAAGGAGGAAGUUGAUAAACACUAUAAUAAUUUAUCAAGCUUGCAAGGGAAUUUGCGUAAAGCAAUAAUAGACGCUCAAAUCUCAAUUGAAAAAUAUGAGAAGUCUCAGUUGAUGUCAGGUGGAUCCAAAAAGGAGUUACGACAGAGGCAACAAAGCAAGGAAGGAUUAGCUAAGACUGCUGGUGGCAUAACAGAAAAUCUGAUGAGUAUUGCUAAAAUGAUGGAAAGCCAAGUGCAGCAAAGUCGAAAUAAUACUGAAGUUUUAAUGACCUCGUCAAAAGGCAUAACUGAUACAAAUGAAGAGUUAAAAGGACUGUCUGGUUUUGUGCACACAAGUAAACAAUUAUUAAAUAAAUAUAACCGCCGUGAAACAACAGACAAAUUAUUGAUAUUUUUUGGUUUAGUAUUAUUUUUCUCAACUGUGUUGUACAUAAUGAAAAAGAGGAUUUUUCCUUGAUAAAAUUAAAUUUUAAA
Dendronephthya gigantea is the source of this 709-nucleotide messenger RNA. RefSeq names its product vesicle transport protein SEC20-like. The transcript is spliced from 5 exons. Gene Ontology annotation, molecular function: SNAP receptor activity. Bases 9 to 692 code for a protein of 227 amino acids. Gene Ontology annotation, biological process: retrograde vesicle-mediated transport, Golgi to endoplasmic reticulum. Gene Ontology annotation, cellular component: SNARE complex; endoplasmic reticulum. NCBI's taxonomy places the organism in Eukaryota, Metazoa, Cnidaria, Anthozoa, Malacalcyonacea, Nephtheidae. The record is from RefSeq and is a predicted model, not a curated record.